UCUCUUUUCAAAAGGAAGCUCUAAUCUGCUGCUAGCAAUGCAUCCUGAGAGGAGGCUAUGUUGGUGUUACCCUGCUUUCUGUGUGUGGGCAUUUGUAUUCACAUCCUUGAUUAAAGGUACGACAGCCUGCGAAUCAGAGGCGCGGUUAUUUCACAAACUCUUUUCCCAGUACAACCAGUUCAUCAGGCCGGUGGAAAAUGUGUCUGAUCCUGUCACAGUGUAUUUUGAACUGGCCAUUACCCAGCUUACAAAUGUGGAUGAAGUCAAUCAGAUUAUGGAAACAAAUUUGUGGCUAAGACAUAUUUGGAAUGACUACAAAUUGCAGUGGGAUCCCAGAGAAUAUGAUGACAUUGAAUUUGUUCGGGUACCCGCAGAUAAAAUCUGGAAACCAGAUAUUGUCUUGUAUAAUAAUGCAGUGGGAGAUUUUCAAGUUGAAGGCAAGACUAAAGCCCUGCUCCGCUAUGAUGGAAUGAUCACCUGGACCCCACCAGCUAUUUUUAAAAGUUCCUGUCCUAUGGAUAUUACCUUCUUCCCAUUUGAUCAUCAGAAUUGUUCACUGAAAUUUGGUUCAUGGACCUAUGAUAAAGCCAAAAUUGAUCUUCUGAUCAUUGGAUCCAAAGUAGAUAUGAAUGACUUUUGGGAAAAUAGUGAAUGGGAAAUAGUUGAUGCUUCUGGCUACAAACAUGACAUCAAAUAUAACUGCUGUGAAGAGAUCUACACGGAUAUAACAUAUUCCUUUUAUAUUCGAAGGUUGCCAAUGUUUUACACCAUAAAUCUGAUCAUUCCUUGUCUCUUCAUCUCAUUCCUGACUGUGUUAGUUUUUUACUUGCCAUCUGACUGCGGUGAGAAAGUGACUCUUUGCAUCUCUGUUCUGCUUUCUUUGACUGUAUUCUUACUGGUGAUCACAGAAACAAUCCCAUCCACCUCUUUAGUAAUUCCCCUCGUAGGUGAAUAUUUACUUUUCACUAUGAUAUUUGUGACACUGUCAAUUGUCAUCACAGUGUUUGUCCUGAAUAUACAUUACAGGACUCCAACCACACACACAAUGCCGAAAUGGGUAAAAACCGUCUUUCUUAGCCUGCUCCCCAAAGUCCUGUUGAUGCAGAGGCCACUAGAACAGCAGAAAAAAUACAUCUUCAAAAAAACCAAGAAAGGAUCAGUCAAUAUGUCAGAAAAGUCAAAGCACAGCAAACACAAAGAUACCGAAUUAGAGAGGGAGCAGUGCUGCAGUCACUGCGAUAAGGCAACUGAACUUACUACCACCAAAAGGAGACAACUGAGCCAUCAGUCACUGAAAUGGAUGGCAGAGCAGAUGGAGUACUCUCCAGAAGUGAAGGAUGUCAUUAGCAGCGUUCAGUUCAUCGCAGAGAACAUGAGGUCUCAAAAUGAAACCAAGGAGGUGGAAGAUGAUUGGAAAUAUGUAGCUAUGGUGAUAGACAGAGUAUUUCUCUGGGUAUUUAUAAUCCUUUGUGUCUUUGGAACUGCAGGGCUCUUUAUCCAGCCUCUAAUAGCAGAUACAUAACUUGAUCCACUGCUUUUU
Molecule: messenger RNA, 1540 nt
Organism: Mesitornis unicolor (brown roatelo)
Lineage: Eukaryota; Metazoa; Chordata; Aves; Mesitornithiformes; Mesitornithidae
Gene: CHRNA6
Product: cholinergic receptor, nicotinic, alpha 6 (neuronal)
Exons: 6
Coding region: 38-1522 (494 amino acids)
Biological process (GO): signal transduction; chemical synaptic transmission; nervous system process
Cellular component (GO): postsynaptic membrane; neuron projection; synapse
Molecular function (GO): transmembrane signaling receptor activity; acetylcholine-gated monoatomic cation-selective channel activity
Source: RefSeq, a predicted model, not a curated record